UGUCAAACAUGCAGGAUGGUGAUCCUCCAGCCUUUCAGUCAGCAGGAUAAAACCCCUGUGAGAACUCCUGGUCCUGUCCUGGUUCUGGUCCUGGUCCUGGUCCUGGUCCUGCGUCUCCUCAGCAUGUUUCCUCUGCAGCUCCUCGCUCUGAUCUUCAUCUCCUCUGCAGCAGAUGAGGAAGAGGAGGAGGAGGAGAAGUAUGACCUGGUGUUCAGGAGGGGGGACCUGCUGGAGGUCCCUCGGACCCUCUUCACACACUUUGGGAUCUACCUGGGGGGCGGCAGAGUGGCUCACUUCAUCCCAGACAUCCUGCCGGUGGUCUCCAGUGACCCGGUUCUGAUCCAGCAGAUGGUGACCAACACCAGGCUCAUCCUGGGAGUCCUGGCCAAGUGUGGCAGCGUGAGGGUGGACUCUGUGGACGACUUCGCCUACGGAGCCGAGAUCGUGGUCAACCCCAUGGACAAGAUGUGCGGCGGAGCGGCGCUGCAGGGGGAGGAGGUGGCCCGGCGGGCCGAGCGGCUCCGGGGGGACGUGGCCUACAGCCUGCUGUGGUACAACUGUGAGCACUUCGUCAUGUACUGCCGAUACGGGACCGUCAUGAGCUUCCAGACCUUUCAG
Messenger RNA from Austrofundulus limnaeus, 618 nucleotides. It is a transcript of the gene lratb.2, whose product is annotated as lecithin retinol acyltransferase b, tandem duplicate 2. Gene Ontology annotation, molecular function: phosphatidylcholine-retinol O-acyltransferase activity. Gene Ontology annotation, cellular component: rough endoplasmic reticulum. Gene Ontology annotation, biological process: retinol metabolic process; vitamin A metabolic process. Lineage: Eukaryota; Metazoa; Chordata; Actinopteri; Cyprinodontiformes; Rivulidae. The record is from RefSeq and is a predicted model, not a curated record.